Messenger RNA from Glycine soja, 1935 nucleotides. RefSeq names its product E3 ubiquitin-protein ligase At4g11680-like. The record is from RefSeq and is a predicted model, not a curated record. The transcript has 3 exons. NCBI's taxonomy places the organism in Eukaryota, Viridiplantae, Streptophyta, Magnoliopsida, Fabales, Fabaceae. The coding region runs from base 604 to 1623 and encodes 339 amino acids.
GAUUACUGAUCAAAAUAUUUUAGCCAACAAAGAAAGGGAGAGAAAAGAAGGGAAAUUGGAGUCCAAUUGCUUUCUGAGCUUGGCUUCAUAUAAAAAUAAAGCCUAGAGGAAGUUGGCCAACGGUUAACUUCCCUCCAAACCUUGUGAUUCCCUUCGAAUCAAAGCAAAACUUAGCAGUUCGAUUCUUGGUCACCCUCUGAGACACAACCUCACCUUCCUGACAUAUCCUUCACACCAAUCUUCCCUUCCUCCUCUUCUAUAUACACUUCAUCAUCUCUAUCCCCUCUUCAUAUUUUUUCUAUUCUUAACCUUUCUCUACAGUAUGUGUUUGCUGAAAGGAUCAUGUUAUUGAAGCUUUUUGUGAUAUUUGUCUGAUUAUGUUGCUAGGAGUUAAAGGUGGUGCAGACCCAGAAAAGAUCUUCCAAUCAAGGUACUAGUUCCAUCCAUCAACAAAGUUGCCAAUUGGGAUGCUUCAUUUUCAAGGUUCUUUUGAUGCAAACCUGUGCUUUUAAGAAAUUAAUACUGCUGCUGGAUUCAAUUACUUGAUCUUUGAUACAAGUCUUUGACAAAUUCUCAACACACGGGCAAAAGAGAACAUUUCCAAUGAAUUCUAGGUGCUUCCUUGUUCAUCCGCAACAAGAGUAUAGCAUGGUUCCAUUUUCUUCAAAUUCUGCCACAGAAGAUAGAGUGGCUAGUGCUCGAAACAGGCCUCCACGUGUCACCCCUCCUUCCUUUAUGGUUCGGAUGGCCAUGAGAAUAUCUAGAGCAAGAUGGUUUACCUUUUUGAGAAGAGUUUUUCAUUACCAAAAUGGAUCAAGGUCCAACCUUGGCUCCAACCCUUUCAAUUCUAGCACUUGGAUGAUGCUGGAGUUUAUUGCCUUGAUUCUCCAAAUAACAAUUACAACGUUCACUUUGGCCAUUUCCAAGAGGGAGAGACCUAUUUGGCCGAUGAGGAUUUGGAUUUCUGGAUAUGAUAUUGGCUGUGUUCUUAAUCUGCUUCUACUUUAUGGACGCUACCGUCAAAUUUAUCUAACUCAAGGAGAUUCUCUCAGUCUUUCUGAUAUGGAACAGCAGAGAAACAAUGAAGAAACCAGGAUGUCACACUUGAUGAAUAAAUGCCGGACUUCACUUGAGCUUUUCUUCGCCAUAUGGUUUGUGAUGGGAAAUGUUUGGGUUUUUGACUCACGUUUUGGAUCUUUUCAUCAUGCUCCAAAGCUCCAUGUGCUCUGCAUCAUUCUCCUUGCUUGGAAUGCAAUGUGCUACUCUUUCCCUUUCCUACUGUUUGUGUUGUUAUGCUGCUGUGUGCCACUAAUUAGCACCCUCCUCGGCUACAACAUGAACAUGGCCUCUUCCAAUAAAGGAGCUUCUGAUGAUCAAAUUUCACAACUUCCAAGUUGGAGACAUAAAGAAGCCGGUGUCAAGUUAGAGCUUGGCAAUGGCUCUGAAGGCAGUAAAAAAUUGAUCAAUGAAGACCCAGAAUGCUGUAUCUGCUUAGCCAAGUACAAAGACAAAGAGGAAGUUAGACAAUUGCCCUGUUCCCAUAUGUUCCACCUAAAAUGUGUGGAUCAAUGGCUAAAAAUUACAUCAUGUUGCCCUCUUUGCAAACAAGGAUUAGAGAGGUAGAAAUAGCAGAAACAACAGUCAAAAGGAUUAAUCUUAUUUGGUCACAUGUACUCUUGAUAUUACCCUCAGUUUUUUCUUCUUCUUUUUCCUUAAAUUUUGGUUUAAUAUACUUUACACGUGUCACUUGAGUGAGUUUGUAUAUGUACAGAAUAGCUCACCAGUGACCAAAACUAUAAUGUGUGGUUGUAAGGAAUGGAUCCCAUAACCAUUCAAAUUAGUGAUUUUUCUUGUAUUGUCAUCUAAAUACUGCGAGAUAAGCAUCUGCAUCUCUGUAGGGAAAAAAUUAAGGCAAGUAAUAUAUUCGUUCCUUAA